UUGUUGUUAAAAGUGAUGGGAGGAUGCUCCGAGAAAGCAACUAAGGGGUUAAAAGUGAGCAGGAGACGACGCAGCGGCGGCAGUCAGCUCGCCUGGGUGGAGUGAAAUGUUGACACGAAGAGCCGCAAAUUAGCCCAACGAGACGGCCACCACUUGGGGGGCGGCUCUGCGUGAAAACACACACAAAAAAAGACAGCGCCUGAAGUAGCCGCAGCGACGUGAUCAAGCUAAAAGCUAACAUGAGCGAUGUGAGCGAAGAGUCGCUGCUGGAUUACUUUUACUCCACGGCGGGCAGCUCAGGCAGAGUCCGAAAUGCAGACAUACUGAGGACUUUUAAGCCUUUUAUUGGACACAAUGACGCCCAGUUGCGUGCAAAAUACAGAGAAGAAUUCAAGCUCAUUAUUGACCGCAUCGCUGUGGUCAAGUCAGAAAAUGGUGAGAAGUACCUUUUCCUCAAGAAAAAAUACAGGCAGCUGCUGCAAGCGCGGGACAACAAAGACAAAGUUCACGGGCAGGUCGAGGACGAGCAGAGACGCUCCAGUCCCACCAGACCGCCGGCCACCGAGCAGCAGCACGAACAUCAGGAUGGGUUAAUGACGCACACAGAGCCGGACGGCACUGCAGAGUGGGAGUCAGAGCAGGACGACGAGUCAACAGGAAGUAUGGGCUCAGCUGCAGUCGCUUUGGACCCAAUAGAAAAGGAGUGGAUCUACUUUGCGGCCGGCGCUCGAGUUCCUGACCUCUGUCAGCUGCUACAUCAGGACCCCUCCCUUGCCAACAAGAAGGACUUCACAUCUUUUACUGCGCUCCACUGGGCCGCCAAACACGGCAACGAGGACAUGGCCACUCUGGUCGCAAACGCCGGCGCUGACGUCAACACCAAAUCAGGUUAUACGCCUUUGCACAUUGCCGCGCUGCACGGCCAUCGGAACAUUCUCCACCUGCUCGUAGGGACUUACGGUGCCAAGGAGAACCUGAGGGACUACAGCGGCCAUCUUGCUUUGCAUUACCUCAACGUCAAAGAAGCAGAGUGUCCUGAGGAGGACUGCGAUCUGCCAGCGGACUUCCAAGUCUCCCAGGCCAGAGAGCGCAACAGGAACAGGAAGCUGGCGUCGCUCUUCCACUCCAAGAAGAAAUGGGGCUCGGCCGAGGAGCUGGCGCCCAUCGAGGAGGAGAGGGCGGUGCCCCAUCAGCUUGCCCUUCCCGCCUUCAGACCCAGGAAGUUCUCUCGCUGAGGGACGGCAGACACUGCUCUAGUGCUGCAAGCUCACUUUGGCUUUCACGGUUUGGCCGAUUGUCGCUUCAGUAUGUAUUAUCAUCAUAUGUGACCAUAACAGUAUUUACGCUGUUGCCUUUUGUUACCAGCUAGCCUACCUGGUCAUGGUGUCAUCAGCUCAGGUUAAAGGGUGCACUCGUGUUUAUGUUUACACUUCCCAACCCCACCCCCAAAAAAUAUUAAACUAGCUUUUGGGGACAAAAGCUACGUAACUACCUAAAAAAAAAAAACAACCAAACACGAAUGCUUUAUUACUGUAGUUUUAAAUAACUGCAGAUGUGUUUGAACCUACCACUACUUCCUAGCUCAAGGCUGCACGGCGAGGGAAGCAUUGAAGUGUCAUUUUUUCAAACUUUUCCUUUACGCUUUUAUAAUAAUGCGCUUAUAGUUAUAAAAAGUUUGUUGAUGUCAGAGUUAGCAUGUUUUCUUGCUGCGAAAACCCCCCACUACUGUGACAUUCCAGAAUGCUGGAGGUGUUAAAGUACUCAUUUUUUAUCACCAUCUAAAAAGCUAAUCAAUGCAAAGUCCACAUUGCUGCUAUUCACGGUCCAGACGCAGGCUGAUUCGUUAAGCUAAUUUUCCAUUAAUUAGGUGCCUUAAUUAAGUUCAGCGCUUAACGUUUAACCUCGCCAAUGCCUGUUUGCACUGUUACAUUGUCAGCUUGUGCUCUUCAAGGGAAUUUUCCUUCCCUGUCAUCAGCAUAUUUUGUAAUUGGGCUACUAUGUUGUUGUGACAAUGUAGUUUGUUUGCUAUUAAACUAUUUUGAUAUUAAACUCA
This is a messenger RNA of Dunckerocampus dactyliophorus (ringed pipefish), 2053 nucleotides long. RefSeq names its product ankyrin repeat domain-containing protein SOWAHC. Gene Ontology annotation, molecular function: protein binding. The coding region runs from base 240 to 1235 and encodes 331 amino acids. The record is from RefSeq and is a predicted model, not a curated record. The transcript has 11 exons. Lineage: Eukaryota; Metazoa; Chordata; Actinopteri; Syngnathiformes; Syngnathidae.